AGCCACCUAUGCGGCGCUUAAUUUGAAAAUAAAAGAAAAGAUCAGCGUUCACUUGCUCUUCAUUUCUUUAGUCUUCGUCUAAUCUUCAUACAAUCACAACCUGUAAUGACAAAUUCAGAGAGUUGGCGAGUAGUGCUCCAGGGACAAGGAAAUGGGGACGUCUGAGCAACUUGUUUCUUUCCUCAUCCUUCUCUCCUGAAAUCCAUGAUCCCCUCAGAGUGAUGAAGAUCUUUCGCAAGAUCCUGUCGUCCUGGGAAAGACACAUAUUAUUUAUAUGGUGACAGAGUUCAAACCAAUGGCUCCAAGAACAAGUGCUGGUAAACCUUGGAGAACCCAGCAGUUCUCUGCUCUACUAUCUUCAGCAUUCCUUGAAUGGGUUUUGAUGCUUCUGCUGCUGCUUGAGGGGCUAAUCUCCUAUCUGGUGACGGCAUUUGCGCGCCUUUGCAAGCUGCAACCUCCAUGUCCAAUGUGUACAAGACUGGAUCAUGUUUUGGGCAAGGAGCAGCCGGGCUUCUACCGUGACCUGAUGUGCAAUUCUCACAAGGCAGAAGCAUCGUCAUGGGCAUUUUGCCACAUUCACCAAAAGCUUGUCGAUGUCCACAGUAUGUGUGAGGCCUGCCUUCUUUCAUUUGCUACUGACAAGAAGUCGAAUCUUCAGACAUACCGGUCCUUGGUGGGGAAACUUGGUCUUGGGAUCGGCAAUGUGUGUUGCAACAACAACUACGGUAGGAAUAAUGCAACUGAAGCACCCUUCUUGACGGAGGAUACUCUAUGCUCAUGUUGCUCGAGGCCGUUGAAAGUGAAGUCAUAUUCUUUUCUGGUUCUUCAGAGCAAAGCUAGUGGCAUUGGUAUUGAAGAGAUUUGCAGGGAUGUUUCAAGAGAUCAGUGUAUCGAUGAGAUCAAUUAUGUCGCGUACAGUGAGCUGAAGACCUCUGACUCUGAAUCAGAGCCCUGGCAGGUUGGUGGUAAUGUUGGAAGUUUGCUAAAGGACGAUGCCGAUAAUUUGAAGGAAGGUUUUGGGUUGGACCAUCCACUAACAAAGAAUGCAGAUGAUAUUCCUCCAUAUGACAACUCACAGGAGAAAAUUCAUGAGCAGUCUGAGUCGAUAUUGGUCCAGAAUGGUGAUUCUGACAAUAUGCUUUCUGAAAAUUCAGGAGAGUUGUGCAACAUCCAAGCUGAUGGCAAAGCAAAGCUUCAUUCAACUGAUCUCCCCGUCGAAGAUUGUCAGAAAAUUACUGAAGAUUUUGACAGAAGAGAUAAAUCGGAAGAUGAUGUUUGGCACAACGCUCUUAGUUCUACCGAGAAGUUAUCAGUAGCUGCUAAAUCUGCUGAAACAGACACCAUAGCAGAUGAAAAUAAAGCUGAGUUUACUCAUAGAACAACAAGGAAGAAUUCUUUUAAAGUUCAUGAAGAUUUGAAGUUACUGUUAUCACAGCUUUCCACUUCUUCCCAUGCACCUGACACUGAUAGUCCUACUGUACAAGACCAACGUGAAAAAGCCAUACUGCACAACAUCACUAGAGCGCUCUCACUUGAGAGGAACUACACAGGUAUUUCUGAGAGCAUGGUGAAUGAAGUUGAAGUGGAGUGUACAAUUGAUCAACUCAAGCGGCAAAUUGAAUUGGACCGUCAGUCGAUAAGCCGCCUUUGGAAGGAGCUGGAGGAAGAAAGAAAUGCCUCAGCUGUUGCAGCGAACCAAACGAUGGCCAUGAUCACUAGACUGCAGGAAGAGAAGGCAGCAAUGCAGAUGGAAGCCCUGCAGUACAAAAGGAUGAUGGAAGAGCAAAGCGAGUACGACCGCGAGGACCUUCAGAAGAUGUCUGAAACGGUGCAGACGCUUCAAGCUGAGACCGAGAGCUACAAGACGAAACUCAGAGAUCAGUUGCUCGUCGACGAAAUACGCGACCACAUGCGCCUUUCAUGCCCAAGAGAACAUGAGUCUAGCAUAUCCAGAACGACUAAAUCACUUUCCGGCUUUGAGGACGAGAAGGCGUACAUCUCAAAACGCUUGAGGAAACUGAGGCAGAAACUUCACCAGUUCUCAAACAACAGCAAUCACAUUUCAUUGCCAAAGCCUAGUGAUUACAAAGAAAAUUCAGUAGAUGACACGAACAGCGAUGAUGCGUACGAAGAUGCCGACGAUCUGGUAUUCGACAAGCAUCUAGGAAGAAAUGGCGACAGCCUCAAGGACUCGAGACUCGGUAAAGAUGAUCCGAAGGGCCAGUACCAUGCCAUGGUCAGUGACAGUGAGAAGGACCUGGCCUGUUUUGAGGAUGAGAUUUCUGAAGUCAGUGGAAGGCUGAAGGCGCUGGAAGCUGACCGGAGCUUCCUGGAGCACAGCGUGAACUCGCUGAGAAACGGCAAGGAAGGGGAGGAGCUGAUCCGCGACGUUGCUAGCAGCCUCAGGGAGCUCCGGAAGAUGGGGAUCACUUGGAAGGAAUACGAUUAGCUGAAGCUUCCCUGCUUCAGUGGUGGUGACUGUUUUAGCAGAGGCUGUAAAUAAUGAUGAGCUGAUUGUAGUGGAGCAUGUGCAUACGGUUGCUGUCAUCUGGUUGUGGUUGUGGGUAUGUAAGUGCGCCGAGCUUUUCGCGUGAAUUGCUGUACUACAUUGCAUUGCGGAUUUUUAGUGCCUGCGAGUUGACCAGGGUAUUGUACAUAUACACUUUCCAGCGCUUUCAUUUUUCAGGAGAUGGUACAGUAUGGUGCUUUAUUUUCUUCUCUAGAAGUGCAUUUUUUUCCUCUUACUAGCAACUGCACAUAUAU
Messenger RNA from Phragmites australis (common reed), 2763 nucleotides. RefSeq names its product probable myosin-binding protein 5. The transcript is spliced from 5 exons. Bases 275 to 2449 code for a protein of 724 amino acids. The record is from RefSeq and is a predicted model, not a curated record. Lineage: Eukaryota; Viridiplantae; Streptophyta; Magnoliopsida; Poales; Poaceae. Gene Ontology annotation, molecular function: myosin binding.